AUGGAUGUACGAGAUAGGGUGGAGGUUCGAAUCCGCCUCCAGCCAAAAUCCACCGACGGACUCGUGUUUUUCUGGGGCGCAUUAAAGAACGGUAAUUCAGCUGGAGAUUUCCUGGCCCUCUACCUGAUCGCCUCCCAGCCGCAUUUCUUCUGGAAUCUCGGCUCAGGGAUUGCUUAUGUCAAAGCUCCUUCGAUCCCCUCCCAUGGAUGGUCGUCCAUAGUAUUUGGGCGUACAGGCCGUGACGGCUUUAUCCAAAUCGACGAGGGAUUUCGGCAUAAACAGACCAGUCCGCCGAAAAACAGCCACCUUGACAUCUCGGGUUCAUCCCUGUUCAUUGGAGGUGUUCGAGGGGUUACCGUACUCCCCGCCAAGCUCCGCCCACUUCCCCGCGAUUUCCAGGGAGCCAUCGAAUUCCUUUCCGUCAACAACCGACCGAUACUCUUGACGCAGAACACGUCCGACUGGUCGUCAGGAGUGUCUAAAAUGGAAGAAGCAGAUUGUGGUGAGCUGGAUUGUGGGGAAUACGGCAGAUGUGUAUCGAGGAGAGAUGAAGACAUGAUCUGCAUAUGUCCGGAGGGGAAGAGCGGAACGAAAUGUAGUGAAGAUGCCGCAACCCAAGCGAUUUCUCUCGAUUCUCCUCAUACCUAUUUGGCCUAUCUCAACACGAGAACUACGAGUCAGACCGUAGCAACAGUACCCGCGAACUUCUCGUUAGAAUUGAGGACAACGGAUCAGAGUGGAAUGCUCGCGUGGCAGGGUAAAUUAAUU
Messenger RNA from Mesorhabditis spiculigera, 768 nucleotides. NCBI's taxonomy places the organism in Eukaryota, Metazoa, Nematoda, Chromadorea, Rhabditida, Rhabditidae. The record is from the annotation of a GenBank genome assembly.